CAUGAUAAAAAAAAGGUGUUGACAGAAACACACAAAGUGUAGUGGACACCAGCAAGGUUGUGUCGUGAUGUUUGGGCUGGCAGCGUUGUGUCUCGCUCUUCUGCAAUGUGGAGUUGAAGGUUUUACYAUUUUUCCUGGAAAUGCUUUAAAUCACCAAAAGAUCACGGAGAGAGCCAUCCUGGAGUUCACAGUGCAGGUGUGUCGCUCUUUGGCUCUGGCUGAGGGGAAGAGCUUCGCUUCUCCAUCCCAGCCUUUUACAGCUAAGAUGGUCAUCGCUUCUUGUGAAGCGCACAAAUCUUCCAAGAGCUUUUACGAAUCCAUCACCCAGAUCAAAACUUAUAACUGGUUAACAGACAUCCGCCAUUUCUUCAACCCACCCUUUCACUUCGACGAUGAGUCGUUUGGAGAAGGAAGAAACCUCAUCACAGAUGGACUGUUUGCUGUUAAAGCUGCUAACAAGGAAGGCAACUAUUUGUCAGCAUUAACAAACCUGGGAGGGAUUUUACACACCUUACAGGAUUUCUACAGUCACAGUAACUGGGUGGAAAUGGGCAACAAACUUGUGAACUCUAACCUGAUCAGAGCGAACACUAACAUCGGAAACAUAGCAGACGUACACAGAGCCACGUGUCGCAGCUGUGUUGGAGUCGACUGCUCUGACAACAUUUUGCACGACAUCCUCCAGGAGCAGAUACUCACGUCAGGAUACGCAGCACUUCUCUCCCCUUGGAAACCCAAAGGAAAAUGCAGCCAUGGUGGUUUACUUGAUUCAACACGUAACACCGAGCCUACAGGUGGGAUCAACAAAGACAAGUUCACCUCUGAACACGGACAUCUCCACAGUCAAGCAGCAAACAUGGCGAUAGCUGCAACCAGCGAGCUGCUGGAAGACGUUCGAGGGGCUGCUGGGGACAGACAAUUCCUUCAGAUGAUGGGAAUGUUCAGUGGGUCCAGUAAAGCCCUUUGUUUUGUGGUUGACAUGAAGAGAAGUGUGGGUGAAGAGAUCGAAGCAGUGAAGACGGCCACGUCGUCAGUAAUUGACAGAAAAGUUGAAACACUUGACGAGCCCUCAGCUUAUAUUCUGGUUUCCCUCAGUGAUCCCAAUUUUGGACCAAUGAUAAGAACCACAGACUCUGAUGCGUUCAAGGCUUACAUUAACUCACUCUCAGCAGCCGGAGGAGAUUCUCCAACAGCUAGCCUUUCAGGACUGCAGCUGGCUUUAACCGGCUCGCCUUCAAACUCUGAGAUCUUCCUCUUCACCGACACAGCUGUGAGAAAUGAAAACAUGAAAAACACGGUGAUCGCACUCAUWGAGCAGACAAGAUCAGUGGUCAACUUUGUGGUAACUGAGACAAAACAAGAUCCUCAGCUGUACAGGGACCUGGCUCAUGCUUCAGGAGGUCAGGUGAUUGAAAUCAGCAAAGCUCAGGUGCUGGAGGCCACCAGCAUMAUAACAAAGUCUUCAAGCUCCUCUCUGGUGACUCUUCUACAAGCAACCAGGAGUUCUGGAAAGUCUGAAAACUUCACUUUUGUAGUUGAUGAGUCAAUAACAAACCUGGCAGUUUUUAUCACCGGGACUUCUGUUGAUGUUUCACUCACUGAUCCCUCAGGUGUGAUUAUAAAUAAUACGACACAACAAUCAUCUGUCAUUUCGUCCCAGUUCAUUGGAAACUUUCAGACUCUGUGGCUCCAAACACAAGUGGGAAUGUGGGAAAUAAGAAUUGUGUCAACAAAUCCCUACAGUCUGAAGGUUGUAGGCGAGAGCCAGAUCGACUUUUUGUUUGACUUUGUGAAGGAGUUGCAAAGCCCCCCUGGAGGGUUUGAUCUGAUAAACAAUCGUCCCCCAGCUGGUCGUGGUGCCAAACUGAUGGUCAUGCUAACUGGGAGUGACUCUGCCACGGUGACAGAGGUCACUCUGGUUGAGUCGUCAGGUUCAGGUCGGGCUAACGGCAGCGUGGAGGAGUAUGAUGACGGAGAAUUCAUCGUCCGAUUUCAGGAGAUUCCAGCRUUUGAGUUUACGGUUCUUGUGAAGGGACAGAACAACAACCAGGACUCUGGGAUCUUCCAAAGACAGUCCACCACCAACCUGAGAGCUUCUUCUCUCACUGUUUCUGCUGGGGAUUCAAAUUUGAUCUUAGAACCAGGAACAACUCAAUGUGUUCCUUUCUCGGUUUUAACCUUCAGAGGAGAUGGAAACUUCACCAUCCAAGCMUUUAAUGAUCAAAGCUUCCCAUUAACUUUCCCAUCCAGUUUAAACCUGGAUGMUGGAGGCAGUGCUAAURGUACUGUUAACAUCACAGCACCUGCUGACACUCCUUCUGGUACYGGYGUCACCCUGACCAUCCAGGCUUUGGCUCCAGGAGGAGCAGACACCAACUAUGCUGUGCUGCGGUUCACCGUCCUCCAAAAGGUGACUGAUUUCACCCCGCCAGUCUGUCAGCUGCAGAAUCUGCAGUCCAGCUGCUCUGACAGCUGCAGCCAGGRAACAUGGGAGCUGUUUGUCCUGGUGACCGACAGCGCUGACGGUUCUGGAGUGGAUCGUGUCAGCCUCAGACAAGGCAGCGGCACCUUACAAACCACCACCGCAUCCCAGAACCAGAACAUAACUCUGGUUUCAUACAGAGCGUCCUGCUGCUCACCUGAUGUGCAGCUGGUGGUUGUGGAUCAGGCGGGCAACGUGGAGGUUUGCAGCUACUCUGUUCACAAAACAGCAGGACCUGUUGCAUCUUCUUCUACCAGAGCUUUUCAGGCGCUUUUGUUUUGCUUCUGCAUCUCCGUCCUGGGGCUCAGUUUAUCAUCGGARAUAGAAAUCAACUAACCAUUACAUGAGUUGUGACAUAGAGUUUCUGUUAGAAAAUAAUGCUAGCUUUUUACUAUUUUUGUUUAGUAGUAUUGCAGCUCUGAACCCUUCUUUUUAACAAAGAGAUGAACAGAAUUAUCAGAUAAACCAUUUCUAUGCAUAAACAUGAAGAUAAUUACUGCAGAAUACUGUUUGUGAAACGCACAGAUGUGUUUUACAAGUUUAACCUGCCUGCAGUUAGAAGAUCAUCAUAGUGCAGACAGAUAAAAGACACAACUUUUCUUAUGCGGCCCAUUGUAGGAUUCCUGGGGGAAAAAAAUUCUUUCAUGUUUCUUGUCAACAAUCAGUGCAAAUAUGUGAAAGCCUUUUAGCUUCUCUUCAAUGUUAGGAAUGAAAAACAUGCAAUAUUUAAACUGUGGUUUCAGAGARAUAAAGAUUGGAACAAA
Messenger RNA from Austrofundulus limnaeus, 3246 nucleotides. RefSeq names its product von Willebrand factor A domain-containing protein 7. The record is from RefSeq and is a predicted model, not a curated record. NCBI's taxonomy places the organism in Eukaryota, Metazoa, Chordata, Actinopteri, Cyprinodontiformes, Rivulidae. The transcript has 16 exons. The coding region runs from base 68 to 2818 and encodes 916 amino acids.